CUUGUUAACAAUUCAGGAUUUAAUCUCUAUGAGUUUAUUUCUUAUGAAUGUUUAAUAUUGUACCAUCUAUACUUAUAAAAGUAUAAAUUUAUUAAGAUUCAGGAUUUAAGUUCUGUGAGUUUAUUUUUGUGAAUGUUUUUUUUUUGUUUCCCAUCCGAUGUCUGGUGUCCGCAUUGGAGCCCCGACUAAUUCAGAUCGCGCAUUGCAGGGCCCAUUAAGGUGGCAGCGCUCCUAACAGAGUUUUUUUCAUACUCAAAGUCGAACCCUCGACCUGGCUCUUAAUAUUGUACCAGCUAUACUUGUAAAAAAGAUGUCAUCGUCAUAUGAAGGGAGAUACAAUUUGUAUAGCCAAGGUAGUAGUGGAUGGACAUCAAUGAGGCAUGAAGAAUUUCAAGAAGAAGAAAUAUGGGGUAAUUUUAUCAAUGAAAGACGCGAAUCAGGUUCAAAUUCCAGCAGAAACAAAGAGCCGUCAUCACAUUUCAGUCCUAGGAGGCUGCCCAGUGCAGCCAAAAUGAUCCCAAGAUCGAACAAGAGUUCGAAUCAUGAAGCUAAAAUAACUCAGUACUCAGCUCCAGUAAACAUACCUGAUUGGUCAAAAAUUUAUGGUACAAGUGCGAAAAAAGCCUCGUGGGGGUACAAGGAAAAUGGUGGUGAUGGUUCUGAUGGUGGUGGACAUAAUGUGGUAAGAAAUAGUACCGUAUUUGAUGAGGAUGAGGACGAGGACGACGAUGAUGAUGAAGAUGAAAUGAUGCCUCCACAUGAAUGGAUUGCUACAAAACUUGAGAGAAGUAAAAUAACUUCUUUCUCUGUAUGUGAAGGUGUUGGAAGAACACUAAAAGGGAGAGAUUUAAGCAGGGUGAGAAAUGCAAUACUAAGCAAAACAGGGUUCCUUGAAUAGCAUUACAUGGGGUGGGGGUGGGAGUGGGGGUGGGGGUGGGGGGUUCGAUAGUAAGGAUUCAUAUAGUCAUCGCUGUGUUUAUUAGAACUGAGACGUAGUUGUUGUUAUGGUAUUAUAGUGGCGUAGAUGAUGUAGUGAUGAUUGAUGAUCGUAAGGCAUCGAUCAAUGUUAAGAUUUGCUAAGUAUGAGAGGAACCGUUGAUUCACACAAUUGGUCAUCACGAUUAGUUGAAAAGCUAGUGACGCGAAGCUACCGUAUGCUGGAUUAUUCGAUAGUAGUAUUUGGUUAGUAUUGGAAUUAUUGUUAAAAUUUGGGUCCCUAGUGCAAUUUCUUGGUGUGAGUACAAAUGUAAAAAAGUUGCUGCUCCUCUGUUAAUGUAGUUUUAGUAUUGUGAUUAUAUUGUUGGAUGUGAGUGGGAGAUUAAAUCCUGGAUCCGUUACUGUUUAAAAUGAACGGUGGAUCAAUGUAGAUACUAUCGUUCAUCAAAACUUUAUGUAUUUGUACAAAAAAUAAGUAUGCCUAAAUGUUAGUCAUUUUUUAA
Capsicum annuum is the source of this 1439-nucleotide messenger RNA. RefSeq lists its product as uncharacterized. The transcript is spliced from 2 exons. The record is from RefSeq and is a predicted model, not a curated record. Bases 311 to 898 code for a protein of 195 amino acids. NCBI's taxonomy places the organism in Eukaryota, Viridiplantae, Streptophyta, Magnoliopsida, Solanales, Solanaceae.